CACGCUUCCAAACUACUUAUCAUUUUCUACGAGAAUUUGCCACCAUGGGCAGCGUCGGAGUUGACACGCAGAACCCAGAGCGCAUCAUCAAGACAGACCUUUGGCAGUAUGGUCGCCGACGACGCGAGGACGGCCCUUAUGCCGACAAUCUUGACAUCGAUGUUCUCAUUGUUGGCGCUGGAUUCGGUGGAGCAAUGAGUUUGUACGAGUCUAGGAAGAAUGGAUUCAACACAGUCUUGUACGAUGCAGGACAAGGCUUUGGUGGCACAUGGCGAUGGAAUGUCUAUCCCGGUGCACGAGUGGACAGCCCUGUCCCAAUCUACGAACUGGCCAUUCCUGAGGUCUACAAAGAUUGGCACUGGACGACAAACUACCCCAACUGGGAAGAGCUGCAGGCAUACUUUGACCACAUGGACAAGGUGCUUGAGCUCAGCAAGGACUGUGCAUUCGAAACCGUGGUCGUCAGUGCCGAGUUCGACACAAAUGAGGGGAAGUGGACUGUCAAGACUCAAGACGGCCGUACCACCAAGGCCCGUUUCUUGAUCGUCGCCGCCGGAUUUGCUGCCAAGAGAUAUAUUCCCGAUGUGCCAGGCCUCGAUUCGUUCAAGGGCGAGAUCCACCACUCCAGCUUCUGGCCAGCCGAGGGAGUCGACUACAAGGGCAAGAAGGUCGCCGUCAUCGGCACUGGUGCAUCAGGAGUGCAGAUGAUUCAAGAGAUGGGACCAGUGGCCGAGCAGCUUACCGUAUACCAGCGGACACCAAACCUCGCACUGCCAAUGGGCAAGCGAGACCUGUCAAAGGAAGAGCAGGACUCGCUUAAACCCGACUAUCCUUACAUACACGCGAUGCGCGAGAAGUGUUUUGCUGGGUUCCACUACGAUUUGUGUGAGCGGGACACAUUUGAGGAUGAUGAGCAGGAGCGUGAGGAGUUCCUGACUAAUCUGUGGGCGCAGCAAGGAUUUGCUCUGUGGCUCGGAGGAUACAAAGACUACCUUGCCAACGACAAGGCAAAUGAUGUUGCGUACGAAUUCUGGAGAAAGACGCAGAGCAAACGUGUGCAGAACGAGGAGAAGAAGAAGCUCCUAUUCCCAGAGAAGAAGCCUCACCCGUUCGGAGUCAAACGCCCCUGCUUGGAGCAAACCUAUUAUGAGGUGCUCGAUAGGCCCAAUGUCAACAUCAUAUCGAUUAAUGAAGACGCUGGAACCCCUAUUGAACGAUUUACCGAAAAAGGUAUUGUUACGGCAGGUACGGAAACCGAGUUCGACAUCAUCGCUCUUGCCACCGGCUUCGAUGUCGUCACAGGCGGCAUGACUUCCAUGGGCCUCAAAUCCAUCAACGGCACCUACCUCAAAGACGAAUGGAAAGAAGGCGCCAACACUUUCCUCGGAACCACCAUCUCCGGCUACCCCAAUCUCUUCCACUUAUACGGCCCUCACGGCCCAACCCUCCUCUCCAACGGUCCAUCAUCCGUCGAAAUCCAAGCCCGAUGGAUCCGUGACGCCAUCAAGAAGAUCAACAAGCAAGGUCUCAAGUACGUGAACCCUACCAAGGAGGCUAGUGAUGAGUGGAAGCAGCGUAUUCAGGAUUUGGCUGCGGGGACUCUUUUCCCUACUACCCGAUCGACGUAUAUGGGUGGUACUGUGCCAGGCAAGAAGUUUGAGAUGACUUGUUAUGCGGGUGGUGUUGAUAAGUAUGGACCUGAGAUUAGAGGGUAUUUGGCUGAGUGGAAGGGUUUUGAGACUGUUAAGGCUUAGAUGAAAAGAAGAAUGGAAAGGAUUUAUUGUGAUUUGCUUGAGUUAGCCGGC
This is a messenger RNA of Cercospora beticola, 1805 nucleotides long. Its product is annotated as flavin-containing monooxygenase. NCBI's taxonomy places the organism in Eukaryota, Fungi, Ascomycota, Dothideomycetes, Mycosphaerellales, Mycosphaerellaceae. Gene Ontology annotation, molecular function: NADP binding; N,N-dimethylaniline monooxygenase activity; flavin adenine dinucleotide binding. The record is from RefSeq and is a predicted model, not a curated record.